UUCCACGAAUAUGAGCUGGACAGCUUAGGUGUAGAUAAAAUCAAGGCAAAAAAAUCAAGGAUAUAUUUCCCCAGAUCCCCCACUGUCCCUUCCCCGGAAUGUCCCCGGACUCGUUUUCUUUCUCUACAUGAAAAAUUCUUUUUCACGAUGGCUGUUGAAAUGUCCUCUGAUCGUGAAACCAACGACCACCAGCAUAUUCAGGUCGUUAAAAAGUCGAUGUGGCAGUCUCUAGCCGCUAACCCUAAGGUGCUCCUUAUUGCCUUCUUUGCCUCUUUUGGUGGGUUUGAAUAUGGCUAUCAACAAGGCGUCUUAGGCCAAUCUUUGGUCAUGACCCGUUUCAAAGAGAAUUUCCCCUCGGUUGUAGACUCUGAUGCAGCAAAGGGAUGGUUGACCUCGAUUCUCCAGUUGGGCGGAAUUAUUGGGUCUUUAUCCGCCGGAGUCUUGGGCGAAAUUUAUUCACGCAAGUACACCAUGUUCGUCGCCUGCUGCUGGGUUAUCCUAGGAAGCUAUCUUUACGUUGGCGCCACGGCCGGCAACGCGUCGCUUUUGUACGCCGGACGAUUCUUCACGGGUGUAGGAGUCGGUCUGUUCAGCGGUGUUGGCCCGUUGUAUAACGCCGAACUGGCCGCCCCCGAAAUGCGUGGUCUCCUCGUCUCCUUCUACCAGUUUGCCACUAUCCUGGGCAUCAUGAUUUCCUUCUGGGUGGGUUACGGAAGUAACUACAUUGGGGGUACAGGCGAGACACAGUCGGACCUUGCAUGGCGCAUACCCUCCAUCAUCCAGGGUAUCCCUGCGGUUGCUCUGGCGGCCGGGAUCUGGUUCAUGCCGUUCUCCCCUAGAUGGCUGGUCAAGAAGGGCAGGGAUGAGGAGGCCCUUGCUACCCUCGCAUGGGUCCGGAAGCUUCCACAGGACCAUGAACUCGUUCAAGUGGAGUAUCUGGAGAUGAAGGCGGAGGCCCUAUUUGAGGAGAGAGCCUUCGCCAAGGCAACGCCCUGGUUGGCCGAGAGAGAAAACACGAGCGUCUUCAUGAGCCAAAUUGCCCAAUAUGCCAAUUGCUUCCGGACUAUGGGCAACUUCAAAAGGGUCUGCACCGCAUGGCUGAUUAUGUUCUUCCAGCAAUGGAGUGGUAUCGACGCUAUUAUCUAUUACGCGUCGAAUGUUUUCGAGAGUCUUGGGCUUACGGGCGGUACUGUCGCCCUCUUGGCAACCGGUGUGACUGGCGUGGUCUUCAUCAUCAGCACAAUGCCCGGAAUGUUAAUUAUUGACAAAGUCGGUCGGAAACCCAUGUUGAUAGUCGGCUCAAUAGUCAUGUUGGUCAGCAUGGUGAUCGUGGGAGUGAUCGUGGCCAAGUUCCGUCAUGAUUGGCCUUCUCAUGUUGCGGCUGGCUGGACUGCUGUUGCCCUCAUCUGGGUCUACAUCGCUGGCUUUGGUGCUACAUGGGGCCCCUGUUCAUGGACAUUGGUGUCGGAAAUUUUCCCCCUCUCCAUUCGUGCCAAGGGCGCUUCGAUUGGAGCAUUUAGCAACUGGCUCAACAACUUUGCUAUUGCAUUCUUUGUGCCCCCGAUGCUGAAUGCAUGGGCAUGGGGUACUUACAUCUUCUUUGCCGUUUUUCUGCUAGUCGGCAUUCUCUGGGUAUGGUUCUUUCUUCCUGAGACGAAGAAUGCGUCCUUGGAGGAGAUGGAUCGGGUGUUUAAGAGCAAUACUGGGGAGCAGGAUGCUGAACUUCUGCGUGAGGCCCAGAGAGAAGUAGGGUUGACUGCAUGCCUCGAACGGCUGUCCAAGGGUGAAGUGUCCGUGGAUAAAGAUAGUCAUGGAUUCCAUGUUGAGAAGGUAUAAGCUGGCGGA
Aspergillus alliaceus is the source of this 1845-nucleotide messenger RNA. RefSeq names its product sugar porter family MFS transporter. Gene Ontology annotation, cellular component: membrane. Lineage: Eukaryota; Fungi; Ascomycota; Eurotiomycetes; Eurotiales; Aspergillaceae. The record is from RefSeq and is a predicted model, not a curated record. The transcript has 5 exons. Gene Ontology annotation, molecular function: carbohydrate:proton symporter activity. Bases 148 to 1836 code for a protein of 562 amino acids. Gene Ontology annotation, biological process: carbohydrate transport; transmembrane transport.